Molecule: messenger RNA, 1281 nt
Organism: Chinchilla lanigera (long-tailed chinchilla)
Lineage: Eukaryota; Metazoa; Chordata; Mammalia; Rodentia; Chinchillidae
Product: transmembrane protein 108-like
Exons: 5
Coding region: 1-1281 (426 amino acids)
Source: RefSeq, a predicted model, not a curated record
AUGCCUUCGCUGGAGCGACAGCGAAAGACCAGCAAAGCACAGCUGGACAGCCAAGCCCCAUCGCUGACCCGCAGGGGACGCCCCACAGCCCAGACCAGGCGCGGUCCCCGGGAGGAGGGCGCAGGCGCGAACCUGGGGAGCCGGCGGCGCAGUCGACCCGGACUAGCGAGGCUGCGAGCCGGAAAGGGCGAGCGGGAGCAGGGGUCUGCGCGGCCGGCAGAGGGCGCCGAGGGCCACAUCCCCCGGCACGCCAGAGGGACGGCAGGGCCCCCUGACCCGAAGACCUCGCCAGGCCGGCGCCGCGACAGCCGCUGCAGGUGCCCAGCGCCCUUCCCUCGGCCUGUGCUCCGCUCUUCUCGCUGUCCGUCCGGCUCCCCAGCCCGCCAGGGCCCGCGCCAGGGCCAGUGCGCAGGAGGAAGACGUCCCCUCGGAGUCUUAGGGUGGCCCUGGGGCCGGCGGCCCUGGAUGGCAGCGUCCCGCGUGCGCCCUGCCCGCCCCCCCAUCGCUGCCCGGCCCGCUGCUGAGGGCGGGGCUCUCGUGCUGCCAUCCGUGCCGGGGAGUGGGGCGGCGAGGCUGCAGCCGCGCCAGGCGCCGAGACACCCAGGUGCUGGAGGUUUGAGAUCCGCGAGCCCCGUCCGCAUUAAUAAGGAUGCAGCCCUGACUGCGCCUGGAGACACACACCGACGCCACCUCGGCGUCUCACCCGCGAAGGAGGGGACGGUGCUACCACGGAAACGUAAGAAGGUCGCGUUGCCCGCGCUGGAGUCAGGGCGGGAGGAAGCGCCCACCCCGCAGUCCGCGUCCGCGUGGGCUCCUCGUCCCGCGGGGCUCGAGCCGCCACCUGCUGGUCAGGCUGGGAACUGCACCCGCGGCCUCCGGCCCUCCCCAGCCCUGGGGGCGGCUGGCGCGCCUGUGUCCCAGCAGUCCAGAGAUGUGUCACUGGUGUCGCCGCGCCAGGCCCGUGCCAGGGACCCCCAGGCGUUGUCCCUGCAUAAGCUUCCGUAUUCGUGCCUGGCUCUGGUCAGAACCCUGCGACUUCCCCACGUGGCUGGACCCCGUGCUGCCCGCCCCCCCCCAGCACCCCUUGCACCUCUCUGGCCUGGACUGCUUCGCCGCGAGGGAUCACGGGCUGGUCCGCAGUUAGGCCCAACACCCUCCCGCCCCAGGGCCUUUGCACUUGUGGUCCAGUGCCCGGUGUGUUCUCCCGCCAGGGUCCUGCCCGGCAGGACAGUGGCCCCAGGCCGUGUGGGGCAGCAGCUCAAAGCCAGCGGGGACUGGUGA